Molecule: messenger RNA, 774 nt
Organism: Poecilia reticulata (guppy)
Lineage: Eukaryota; Metazoa; Chordata; Actinopteri; Cyprinodontiformes; Poeciliidae
Source: RefSeq, a predicted model, not a curated record
CGCGGUGGAGCGGCAGGUGUUCGACUUCCUGGGCUACCAGUGGGCUCCCAUCAUGGUCAACUUCUUCCACAUCAUCRUGGUCAUCCUGGGACUUUUUGGGGCCAUCCAGUACCAGUCACGCUACGUCACCAUGUACCUGCUGUGGAUGUUUGUGUGGAUUGGCUGGAACGUCUUUGUGAGUUGUCUCUACCUGGAUUUGGGAGGCCUUUCGAAGCAGGACAGCCACAUCCUCUCCCUGGGAGUUUCCUCACAUUCCUCCUGGUGGAAGAGCAACGGGCCGGGAUGUCAGAGCCAGAACCCGGCCUCUGACAGGUGGAGCGAGCACCAGAACCCCCGGCUGACCACGGUGCCGAGCUGCUGGCUGCAGUACCAGUACCUGGAGGUUCUGCACUGCGCCGCCCAGCUCCUUCUGUCCCUCCUGGGAGUCGUUUAUUCCUGCUAUGCUGUCAGCAGAUUUCCAGAGGAGGAGAGCUGUACGUAUAAACAACCUACUAUCAUUUCUUUACAUUCAGUAUGUCUGUAGUUCAUAGGAAUCUGUUCUGUUGCCUGGUUCUUUUUUCCUUUUAUGUGUUUUUCUUUUGAUUUUGACUUUGUCCAACCUUUACUUAGUUAAUUGUUGUUAUUGCUGUGGGUGAACUGAAGAGUCGGGGUGUUGAUUUAGAUAAAACUGCUUCAAGGAUAAUUCUCUAAAGUCAGGUCAUCGUGUCCUCAUGUUUUUCUUUUUCUCAGAUAUAAACUAUCAGAGAAAAAAAGAGUCUCUGCUGCAGUCAGACA